Messenger RNA from Selaginella moellendorffii, 1689 nucleotides. Its product is annotated as protein DETOXIFICATION 17. Gene Ontology annotation, molecular function: antiporter activity; xenobiotic transmembrane transporter activity. The transcript is spliced from 8 exons. Lineage: Eukaryota; Viridiplantae; Streptophyta; Lycopodiopsida; Selaginellales; Selaginellaceae. Bases 201 to 1649 code for a protein of 482 amino acids. Gene Ontology annotation, cellular component: membrane. Gene Ontology annotation, biological process: xenobiotic detoxification by transmembrane export across the plasma membrane. The record is from RefSeq and is a predicted model, not a curated record.
AAAGUUUCAACACUUGGGAUUAUAGAGUAGAGAACUGUUAUGUUAACAAAACACCUAAACUAUCUUGACCAGGCAUUGCAUGAAUACUACUUUUUGAAUGGGCAUGCUAACACCCAUUAAUGCAUGGCCAUGACGCUCUCGAUCAAUACACUUGCGGUCUUCUAGUUCACAGCACACACACAGAAGGACAGAGGGAUUAGAUGGACGCCAAGGGCGGCGAGGAUCGCCAAGCGCAGCAAAAGGAGACCAAGGAGGCCAAUAACUUCACCUUGGAUCGAGUGCGAAGCGAGGCGGCCAAGCAGGCAUGGAUAAUCUUCCCUCUGGCGGGAUUCAACGUCGUGCUCAUCGCCGUCCAGCUCGUCUCCAUCAUGUUCGUCGGUCACCUCGGAACUCUGGAGCUCUCCAGCGCCGCCAUCGCCACUUCUCUCUGCAACGUCUCGGGUUUCAGCCUCGUGAUCGGCCUCGCCUUUGCUCUCGACACUCUGUGCGGCCAAGCCCAUGGAGCCAAGCAGUAUCACAAGGUCGGCGUCUUCAUCCAGCAAGCGGUGCUCGUUCUCGCUCUCAUCUGUAUCCCAGUGUCGCUGCUCUGGAUCAACUUGGAGCCUUUGCUUCUCUGGUGCCGCCAGGAUCCGGAGAUUUCCGCCGGAGCUCAGAGGUAUGCCAGACGUCUUGUUCCAGGCCUGUUUGCCUACACCGUCUUUGAGCCCAUGGUGAAGUUCUUCCAGACGCAGAGCAGGGUUCUUCCUCUCUUUUGGUCGUCCAUCUUGGCGCUACUCUGUCAUAUCCUCCUGUGUUGGAUCUUCACAUAUAAACUCGGCAUGGGAAACGCCGGGGCCGCGGUGUCUCUCAGUAUCACGUACUGGCUGCUUGUCUUCUUUCUUGUCACUGCCGCUGCGGCUUCUCCAACGUUUGCCAAUUACUGGCAUGGUUUCACCACGGAGGCCUUCCAUGGCAUCUCCCAGUUCUUGAAGCUCGCAAUUCCAUCGGCUCUCAUGGUCUGCUUGGAGUGGUGGGCUUUCGAAGUUCUCAUUCUGUUCUCCGGUGUUCUUCCGAAUCCGGCGCUCCAGACGUCAGUGCUCUCUAUUGUGAUGGGAAUUAUCAACCUCUGGAUGAUCCCCUCGUAUGGGAUAAGCGCUGCUACGAGCGUGAGAACUUCCAACGAGCUCGGAGCUGGGAACCCACUCGUAGCACGUUUUGCUUUCAGAGUAGCAGUGCUCAUUUGUUUAGUCUACGCAACCUUGGCAAUGCUGGUUUUGCUGCUCUCCAGGAACGUCGUGGGACACGCCUUUAGCAGCGACAGCCAAGUUGUGUCCUACGUUGGAAGGAUGAUACCGUUUGCGAGCGGUUUCGUCAUCCUUUCAGCCCUCCACAGCGUUGGUUAUGGAGUCGCUUCCGGAUGUGGAUGGCAAUCCAUAGCAGCACUUGGAAACAUUGGAGCGUAUUACGUUGUGGGGUUGCCUUUAUCGUAUGUGCUGGGAUUUGUCUUUCAUCUUCGAGUAGAGGGACUGCUCUCCGGAUCGUUGUUUGGAUUUCUCGUACAAGCUCUCGUGUUUUUCGUCGCUGCCUUCAGCACAAACUGGGAAAAAAGAGCGCUCCAAGCAAGAGAUCGACUGGGUUUAUCGGCACCACUCCUGGAAGAUCAAGUAUAGAAAUAUACACAAGUUUUAUCAAUUUAAAAUGAUUUUUAAA